AUGGGUUUUCUUCACAAGCUUUGGGACGAAACGCUUGCCGGACCAACACCGGAUUCCGGCCUAGGAAAACUCCGCAAAGACAACUCUUCGUCCGCUGCCGCCACUAGUUCCGCCGAUGAUCUGCCGUCCGUUGUCAUUCCUCCACUACUUGAUAGUCAAAUCCCGAUUUCGAGGAGCAUAACUAUUCUCCGAACCAACCCUGGCUCGCCGCGUAACCGUAAUACUUCUCUUGACUCUGGAUCGGUCCCGAAUUCUCCUUCUGGUUCCAGCACUCCCACCUCGCCAUUUUCACCAAGUACCCCAGGUGGGAACUUUAAGAAAUUGACGAGGAGAAAAUCAACUUCGGCGUCAAUGCGUCAAUCUGAUCCAAAGAGUCCAACUGGUUAUGAUUGGAUUGUGCUAAGUGGUUUGGAUCGUUGA
This is a messenger RNA of Fraxinus pennsylvanica, 420 nucleotides long. The record is from the annotation of a GenBank genome assembly. NCBI's taxonomy places the organism in Eukaryota, Viridiplantae, Streptophyta, Magnoliopsida, Lamiales, Oleaceae.